Ziziphus jujuba (common jujube) is the source of this 4676-nucleotide messenger RNA. RefSeq names its product cucumisin. Lineage: Eukaryota; Viridiplantae; Streptophyta; Magnoliopsida; Rosales; Rhamnaceae. Bases 2489 to 4531 code for a protein of 680 amino acids. The transcript is spliced from 8 exons. The record is from RefSeq and is a predicted model, not a curated record. Gene Ontology annotation, biological process: proteolysis. Gene Ontology annotation, molecular function: serine-type endopeptidase activity.
AUAUUGUUUAUAUGGGUGACAUACCAAAGGAAGAGGUUUCCACAUCUUCCGUUCACAUAAACAUGCUGCAAAACGUCAUUGGCAGGUGAUUAAAUUUCCCAUAAUAUUGGUGACAGAACAUUAUUUAUUUAUUUAUUUAUCUUUUUAUUUUUGUUUUAUUUUGCUUGGGUUUGUUAGAAUUGAUGAAAUUCAUUUGGAGGAAAAAAUCUUAUAAGCAUGUUAUACCAAUAAACUAUAUUAAUAAUAUCACUUAUAGGAUAUAUAUAUAUAUACCCAUAGGAUUUAGCUAUAGCAAAUAUUUAUUAUUUGAAAGACACAAGUUAAAUGGUUAAACAUGCACAUUACGGAGCAGAAACAAUUAAUAUAGCAUUACUAUAAAUAUAUAUAUAUAUAUUUUGGCCAAAUUUUAUCUUUUAUAUAUGAAAAAUACUAUUUGUGACCAUUGGUGAAUGAUAACCACUAAGAUCUACUAACAAUUUAAACGAUUAUAAUUUAAAAAGUUAAUUUUUAUGGCUUUCAAAUAAAAAAAAUAAAAUUAAAUACUUCAAUUAAAUUUUACCAUAUACAAUGGUGAUUACUAUUAAUAGUGAUAAAUAACAAGACUUUUUAUAAAUUGAGAUUACUAUAUAAUAUAUAUGUAAAUAAUAAAAAUGAAGUGGAAAUGAAAAAGAUAUUAAAAAAAUAUAUAUGCUCCUUAAAGUCAUUGUGUGAUGCUGUUGCAAUUUCACAAUCAACAGCGGACCUACAUAUUAAUUGGCAUUACAAUUUAAGUGGCUACAACAGCAGGAUCAUUUAAAUUGUUAAUUUUAAUUUAAAAUCAUUUGGACGAAGCUAAUUAAUUUUGGAUGAUAUUUGUCUCCACACUGAUGAAAAGGUACGCAUCCUUACUUUUACAUGGCACAUUAUCAUUUAUCAUUGGUUCAUUCAUAUUUUAUAAUCAAUUAAAAGGGCCUACUAAUUAAUAUUUUUAACCCUAUUUAAUUAUUAAUUAUUAUAUUUUAUGAGGCACGCCAUACAAUAAAUUAAUCAUCAUCAAAAUAACGAAUGUCUCCUAACUUGAAAAAACAAUAAAUAAAUAAGGAAUGUCUCCAGGAGAAAAACUUCUUUGUGAUGGUCAUAAUAUCUUAGCGGGUGCGACUGUCCAACCACAGAGAUUAACACAUGGCAGUUUUAAUUAAAACAAAAAAAAAAAAAAAAAGGAAAAAAGAAAAAAGAAAAGAUUAUAAUAUAUUGUCCAGGCUAAGGAAAUUAUUUCCAACGGCAAAGAUCGUCUCUUUGUUCUUCCUCGUCUCUGUAUUUUUCGUUUGUUUUCAUUGAUAUGAGUUGCAAUUGUUGAUGGUUUUUCACUAUAUCCCUAUUUCCAUUUUAAUUAAAAAAAAUGUAUUUUUACUCCCCUUUUGCUUGUGUUGAUUUCAAACGGAUUCCCAUACUGUUCUUAUUUCUCCGUGAUUUUGUUGUUAUAAUAAACCUUUAAUAAUACUUCCAUCCCUUUCUCUGCAACAUUUUACACUGUUUGCAUUGAUAGAAUAGGAGGGAGUAGAAAAUAAAAUAUUCAAAUCUUUGGUAAAUGAGGUAAAAAUGAAAAAAAAAAUAAAUAAAUGAAGGAAAGAGAAGGGAUUGAUUCUUUUAUUUUUACCGAGGAAAGAUAAUGAAUUGAUUCUUUUAUUUUAACCGAUUUUGUUUUCCUCCUAAAAUUGAUAGGUCAUAGAUGCGAAGAAAAAGGUUUUAACGAUUUCUUUAAUAUGCCAAAAUUGGCCAUAUUAUUAUUGUAUGAAAUUUUUUUAUUGUUUUUCAUAUCAUCCUUUUUUUUUUUUUUUUCCCCUUUCCAUUUACUUAAUCAUUCAAACAAGUAUUAAUAAAUAUAUUCCUUUCAUUUUUUUUUCCAUGAAUCCAAACAUAAUGUUAGAUUAAUUAGCAUACCCACAAAAGCAAUUUUUUUUAACCCAAUAUCUUAGUCCAAAACAAUUAUUGGUUUUCUCUUCCUUUUUUCUUUUUUUUUUUUUCGUUUACGUAAAAAUUUUUGACAAUUUUUCUAUUAUUCUUCAUAGACCCUAAGGCACAAUAUUAUCCGUUCAUCCUUUCUUCAAGCUUAAUGAUUUUUCUAACAGAAGGUAGAUAUGCACUCAGUAAAAUAUCUAAUAUCAGUUGAAGAUAAAGAAAGAUGCAGAGAUGGAGAAAGAAGGAAAAAAAUAAUACUCAAUAGUUUAUUAAAAUCUGAAUCGUGACACGUUCAUUUUGCCUUUUAUCUUUUCUAAUUAAAACAACCACAUGUCAAUCUGUGGUUAAAUGGUCACACCAGCCGAUGAGGUGCCACCGUCGCACAAAAGUUUUGUUGUGCCUCCACACUAGUGUAGUAACAAGUAUUUCCAUUAACUUUUAGGCUGUUGUAAUAUAUCCAAGGAUAAUUAUCACAAAUAGAAACAAAAGACUAAAGCAUAUUAAAAGAUUAGAAGGGAGAUUCUUGUGAAACACACAAUAAACUUAUCCAAUGUGUCAUCAUUCAGCAAUAAUAUUAAGCCAGCUGGAACUCUCCUCCAUAGCUACAAAAGGAGUUUCAAUGGAUUUGCUGCCAAGCUCACUAAGGAAGAGGCCGAAAAAAUGGCUGGUGGGAAUGGAGGGUGUAGUGUCAAUGUUCCCCAGCCAAAAGAUGAAGCUCCAUACAACAAAGUCAUGGGACUUCAUUGGGUUUCCGCAGAAUGUCAAAAGAAGCACAAUGGAAAGUAACAUCAUCAUAGGAGUAUUCGACACCGGAAUUUGGCCGGAAUCCAAAAGCUUUGACGAUAAAGGAUUUGGUCCACCACCCACCGAAUGGAAGGGCACUUGCCAAGUCUCAGCCAAUUUUACUUGCAACAACAAAAUUAUCGGAGCAAAGUAUUACAAAAGCGAUGGCUUCUUUGAAAAAGCUGAUCUAAAAUCUCCAAGGGAUUCGGAUGGCCAUGGGACACACACAGCAUCUACAGCUGCAGGAGGCCUAGUUAGCAUGGCAAAUCAACUAGGGUUUGGUUUGGGGACUGCAAGAGGAGGGGUCCCAUCAGCUCGUAUUGCUGUUUACAAAGUAUGUUGGUAUGAAGGCUGUGAUGACGCUGAUAUUUUAGCAGCAUUUGAUGAUGCAAUUUCUGAUGGGGUUGAUAUAAUCACGGCUUCUAUAGGAGGUACCUCGGUAAAUGAUUAUUUCAAGAGUGCAAUGGCAAUUGGAUCUUUUCAUGCCGCGAUAAAAGGAAUAUUGACAUCAAACUCUGCUGGUAACCGAGGUCCUGAACUGUCCACUCUCUCAAACUUUGCCCCAUGGUCUCUUUCUGUGGCUGCAGCCACCAUUAACAGGAAGUUCUUGACCAAGGUUCGCUUAGGUAACAACAACAUUUACGAGGGAAUUUCAAUUAACUCAUUUGAUCUCAAGAAUGAGACAUUUCCUCUUAUAUAUGGUGGUGACGCCCCAAAUACAAGCUCACAAUCCAGAUACUGUUUCCCAAACUCAUUGAACAAGAAUUUGGUGAAGGGUAAAAUUGUGAUCUGCGAUGUCCUUACAAAUGGAAGAGGACCAUUUUUAGCUGGAGCUGCUGGUCUUGUAAUGAAAGGCCGAGUCGUAGGAGAUGUAGUUGACUCUUUACCUUUGCCUGCAUCUUUCCUUAGUGUAGACGACGGUAGCAAGAUUAACACAUAUAUGAACUCGACAAGAAACGCAACUGCAUCCAUAUUCAGAAGUAACGAGGUAACAGAUAAGCUGGCUCCUUAUAUACCCUCAUUUUCGUCAAGGGGUCCAAAUCCAAUAUCACGUAAUAUUCUCAAGCCGGAUUUAGCUGCCCCAGGAGUUUAUAUUCUGGCAGCAUGGUCUCCAAUUGCUCCAAUUUCUGGCGUUGAAGGAGACGAUAGGGUAGUGAACUAUAAUAUAAUCUCAGGCACAUCAAUGGCUUGUCCACAUGCUUCGGCCACUGCCGCAUACAUCAAAUCAUUCCGUCCCACAUGGUCCCCUGCUGCUAUCAAGUCCUCUCUUAUAACUACUGCUAAACCCAUGAGAUCCGAUUUGAACCCUGAAUCUGAAUUUGCAUAUGGGUCCGGUCUGCUAAACCCUAUCAAAGCUCCAUUUCCUGGGUUGAUUUAUGAUAUUGAGGAGCUUGACUAUGUGAGAUUCUUGUGUGGAGAAGGCUACAAUACCAAGUUAGUGCAAAUUAUUACAGGGAACAUUAGCAUCGAGUGUCCCAAAGGGACUAAUGAAACAAUUAUUAUUGACCUGAACUAUCCUUCCUUUGCUCUUUCCACCCCAGCUUCAGAAUCUUUCAGUCGUGUUUUCCACAGGACAGUCACAAAUGUAGGGUCUCCAACUUCAACGUAUAAAGCUAACUUGAUUGGCCCAUUAGGAAUUAAUAUUACAGUUGAACCUAGUGUUUUAUCGUUCACAUCUCUCGGGCAAAAGCUAUCGUUUGCGCUGAAGAUAGAAGGAAAAUUAGAUGGAUUUUUGGAAUCUGCUUCAUUGUUGUGGGAUGAUGGUACUUUCCAAGUGAAGAGCCCUAUUGUCAUCUACGUUGCACUGUAAGGUAUUGCAUGCAUGUAUUAGCAUAAGAAAAUACAAGCCUUUGUUGUUGGUGUUUGAACUCCAUAUGCCAAGUUUGAAUAAUGACUUUGUACUCGCUGAUUCUUAAAAAGGAAGACAGUCAGGUGUUGUGCUGUCACAUAUAUAA